AUGACCGCCACGGCCGGCGCGGACGUAGUCCAAUCUAGUGCCGACCUUUUGAUCGAUCUUCCGGAUGGAACAAUUCUUGGAUCUGAGACGAAAACCGAAAACUAUUCUUAUUAUGCCUACCGAGGCAUUCCAUUUGCAAAACCUCCACUAGGAAAUUUAAGGUUCCAGGCUCCAGUACGAAACGACCCUUGGGACGGAAUUUUAGAUGCUAGUGAAUUGAAAGACUGUUGCAUACCUUUAGGCUCUUCUCAAGAACAACAAAGUGAGGAUUGCCUAUAUAUCAAUGUUUUCACACCACCGCAAAAUACAACAGAGACACUGCCAGUAAUGAUCUGGAUGUACGGGGGCGGAUUUACUACCGGAUGUGCGCUCGAGAGCGUCUUCGGACCACAGUCUCUUACAAACGAAGGAGUUAUAGUGGUUACAUUCAACUACCGUUUGGGUCUAUAUGGUUUUUUAAGUACAAAUGACAGCGUGAUUUUGGGUAACGCUGGACUCAAGGACCAACUACUAGCGAUGAAAUGGACACAGAAAAAUAUCGAAUUUUUUGGUGGCGAUCCAGAAAAAGUGACAAUAUUUGGUGAAAGCGCAGGCGGUGUGUCAGUGGGAGCGCACGUCGCGAACAAAAAAUCUGCUGGCUUGUACAGAGCCGCGAUUUGUCAAAGCGGUUGUUCUUUGACGAUUUUGCCUUCAGCAAUUCAAUCUGAUCCCAGGCAAACCGCUUAUGACAUUGCGAAAUCGAUAAACCCUUUCGUUUCGGAAGCAACCACGACCGAGGAAAUCAGAGAUUUUCUCCAAUCUCUGCCCGCCGCAAAAGUUGAAGACGAGAACGCGUAUGUAACGGAUCAUAGUUUCACACUGCUCGAAUCGGGAAACUUUAACCAUGUACCCUUAAUAAUCGGAACAAAUUCCGCCGAAUCGCUAUCAAUUUUGGGAAUUUUGCUGCCCGAACUAGUGAUCGCUGCACUCAGCUAUGAUUUGAACUCGGCGUUGUUAAUACCCUACAACCUGAACCCUUUGCCGGGUACCAAUUUAAACGACGUUGCUGUAUUGAUCAAGCAGGCGUACAACAAUAACCAACCAUUUGCAUUGAAUUUGGCCUCGUUUGUUGAGUUUACCAGUGACCAGUUAUUUGUAAGAUCGUCGCUUAAGCAAGCUGAACUGCAAUCCAAUUAUAGUCCUGUAUACUUUUAUCAGUUUUCUUAUUCCGGAACUGUAGGCAGCAUACACGCCACCAUUGAAGGCACUGGAAAAGUGGGACACGGGGAAGAUGUACGUUAUCUAUUUGACCGGACUGAAUUUCCCUUAAACACAGAGGAGGAAUUCCUGACCAAAAGUAGGAUGACUAGACUUUGGGCCAAUUUCGCAAAGACAUUGAAUCCCACCCCGGAUGAAAUUGAUCCGCUUCUUAAUGUAACCUGGACUCAAGUUUCGGGUUUAAACAUCCCUUACCUGGAUAUAGAUGAGACUCUCGAGGUUAAGCCCGGUAAAAAGGUGAAGGAAAUGGAAAUGUGGAACGACGUUUUUUACACUUACGGCCAGCAACCUUUCUCGGGAUUUUGA
Messenger RNA from Cylas formicarius (sweet potato weevil), 1563 nucleotides. Its product is annotated as pyrethroid hydrolase Ces2e-like. The coding region runs from base 1 to 1563 and encodes 520 amino acids. The transcript is spliced from 9 exons. The record is from RefSeq and is a predicted model, not a curated record. NCBI's taxonomy places the organism in Eukaryota, Metazoa, Arthropoda, Insecta, Coleoptera, Brentidae.